UUUUGCCCACUUGCUGUAGAAAUUUAAUACAACUAAUGUACAUAUAGCUACAAUGCAAUAUUAUUCUCAAAUCAGCAGCUUUGCAUUCAUGAUAAGGGACUAACUAUUGAACACAAUUAAUGAUUCAUUAGAUAGCAGUUUGGAAUAUUCCCCAAAAAAGUCUUAUUAAAGUUUUAGUAUCGUAUAGUGAAAAUACAAACUGAUGAUCUUCCUUGUUCUGUAUUUUUCCUAUUCUGCCAUUUAUGAAAACUCUAAAAAACAUCACUGCMGUCUGAAUGGAUGAAAUCUGUUGUUACAGAAUGCAUGGAGCUAAUAUCUAUGCAAGAAUACCUAGUAAAAUACAAAGGAUUUCACAGAGUUCACGGAGCACCCUUCUCAUAUAUCUGUAAAGUAGCAGUAUUGUCCCAAACAGAGCAGUUUCAUACUUUGUGGAGAAAAUUUAAAAAGGAGGCAUAGACCUUACUUCUUGCUUUAUUCCUCAUGGAUGCUUUGUUCACCCUGUAGAGGAACUUGGAAGCUUYGAAGUGUUGCUUGAAAAAAGAAAGGGUGCCUUGAAUUGAGGACGUUUGCCACAGAUGCAYGAUCUGUGAUGCUGCUGUUUGGAACUAAAAGACAAUCAGAAUUUACCUGCUGAAGCAUAGAUUUCAUGGAUUCCAAUUCCAACACUGUGGUUGUAACUGGUUUUGGUCCCUUUAGACAGUAUCUGGUGAAUUCUAGCUGGGAAGCUGUGAAGGAGCUGUCCAAGCAAGGCCUUGGUAAAAACAUAGAUCUGCACAUUAUGCAGCUGCCAGUGGUUUACCAAAAAGCAAAGGAGCAGGUCCUCAAAAUAUGGACAACGCUUCAGCCACUGCUUGCUGUUCACGUUGGGCUGGCCUCGUCCGCCAAAGCAAUCAUCCUGGAGCAGUGUGGGAAGAACAAAGGCUACCAGGAGAAGGAUGCUUGUGGGUUUCACCCAGAGGGUGGCUGGUGCAUGCUGGAUGGUCCAGAAAAGAUUGAAUCUACAAUUAAUAUGAAGACUCUCUGGAAAAACACUUCAGUGGAAGGCAUUGAUAUCAUCUUUUCCAGAGAUGCAGGAAGGUACAUCUGUGAUUACACCUAUUACACCUCUCUCUACUACGGCAACGGAAGAGCAGCUUUCAUCCAUGUGCCUCCAUUAUCCAAAUGGGUAACUGCAGACUUUCUAGGAAAAGCAUUACAGAUAAUUAUCUUAGAAAUGUUAAAACAGUGUGGGAAAGAAGGAGAGUAAGAAAGAUCAUUUAGAGAAAUUACUAACAUUUUAGAAUACCUUAACUCAUAAAUAAGGCAUCUCUGUAGAUUUAAAACUCUUACUUAGAUAAAAACGUUUUAUAUUCUGUGUUAUUUUCGGUGAAAUC
Molecule: messenger RNA, 1373 nt
Organism: Nothoprocta perdicaria
Lineage: Eukaryota; Metazoa; Chordata; Aves; Tinamiformes; Tinamidae
Gene: PGPEP1L
Product: pyroglutamyl-peptidase I like
Exons: 6
Coding region: 647-1246 (199 amino acids)
Biological process (GO): proteolysis
Cellular component (GO): cytosol
Molecular function (GO): pyroglutamyl-peptidase activity
Source: RefSeq, a predicted model, not a curated record